Messenger RNA from Xenopus tropicalis (tropical clawed frog), 672 nucleotides. It is a transcript of the gene mgst3, whose product is annotated as microsomal glutathione S-transferase 3. Gene Ontology annotation, molecular function: leukotriene-C4 synthase activity. Gene Ontology annotation, biological process: leukotriene metabolic process; cellular oxidant detoxification. Lineage: Eukaryota; Metazoa; Chordata; Amphibia; Anura; Pipidae. The record is from RefSeq and is marked provisional. Gene Ontology annotation, cellular component: mitochondrial outer membrane; membrane.
ACAGCUCGGUUCCCCUGGGCAGCUAUAAGGAGCACGCCGUGAGCCCCGCAGAUAAAGAUGGUUGUCCUAUCUAAAGAAUAUGGGUAUGUGGUCCUGACAGGAGCUGCCAGCUUCAUAAUGGUCACCCACUUAGCCAUUAAUGUGGGCAAGGCUCGUAAACAGUAUAAAGUAGAGUAUCCCAAAAUGUACAGUGAUGACCCAGAGAAUGGCAACAUCUUUAACUGCAUUCAGAGGGCACAUCAGAACACCCUGGAAUCCUACCCACCCUUCCUGUUCUUUCUAGCAGUUGGUGGACUCACUCACCCGCGUGCUACUAGUGCUCUGGGUGUGGCCUGGAUAGUUGGCAGAGAGCUCUACGCCCAUGGCUAUUCUACUGGUGAUCCAAGCAAGCGCAUGAGAGGUGCCAUCGGUUCAUUUGCUCUCCUAGGUCUCUUUGGUGCUACAGUUUGCUCUGCCUUCAAAAUACUCAACUGGACACUGAACCCAAAGACCUGGUGUUGAACCAGCUACAAGAAAUGCUAGAAUUCUUUUUCACUGUAUGUAACCGACCAGUCCAGGGCAAUGUCUGCUGUGUAGCCAGCAACCCAGGGCGCAGCACAGGCCAAGGUUAACUGAUCCUCAACUUAUGCCUGGGGGAACAUGAUUUCCUAAAGUAAAAUCUACUGGAACAAA